This is a messenger RNA of Vidua chalybeata, 927 nucleotides long. RefSeq names its product tubulin polymerization promoting protein (gene TPPP). Bases 16 to 831 code for a protein of 271 amino acids. The record is from RefSeq and is a predicted model, not a curated record. The transcript has 5 exons. Gene Ontology annotation, molecular function: heme binding; electron transfer activity; tubulin binding. Gene Ontology annotation, cellular component: microtubule. Lineage: Eukaryota; Metazoa; Chordata; Aves; Passeriformes; Viduidae. Gene Ontology annotation, biological process: microtubule polymerization; positive regulation of protein polymerization; microtubule bundle formation.
CUAUGGGCGCUCGCGAUGGACGGGCGGCGCCACGCGCCCGCCAAUGCCCGCGCGGUGGGGGCGGUGCCGCUGCAACGGCCGCGCCGGCUGCGGACACCCCCGGCUGCUCCCGAGCGCACCGGACGGAGCCCGGCCAGCGCUGCCAGACCUGCCGCCCUCCGCAGCCGCCGCACAAUGGCUGAAAAAUUGGUGAAACCAGCAAAACGAUUAUCCUCAGAAUUAAACUCCCAUGAGGGAGCUACGGCAGGAGACAUAAGUGCUCUGGAAGAGGCCUUUAGAAAAUUUGCUGUCCAUGGUGAUACAAGAGCCACAGGAAAAGAAAUGCAUGGGAAGAACUGGUCAAAGCUAUGUAAGGACUGCCAUAUCAUAGAUGGGAAGAAUGUGACAACCACAGAUGUUGACAUUGUCUUCAGUAAAAUCAAGGGAAAGUCUGUAAGAACUAUUACUUUUGAGCAGUUUAAGGAAGCUCUUCAAGAACUCUCCAAGAAGCGAUUUAAAGGCAAAAGUGAUGAGGAAGCCCUUCAAGAAAUGUAUAAGUUAAUUGAAGGAAAAGGCCCAGGUUUAACUGGAGUAACGAAGACCGUUGCAUCUCCAACUGUUUCACGCCUUACAGAUACUUCAAAAUUCACGGGUUCUCACAAAGAGAGAUUUGAUGCCAGUGGGAAAGGAAAAGGCAGAGCUGGCCGAGAAGAUCUGGUGGAUAACUCAGGAUAUGUAUCUGGUUAUAAGCAUGCAGGCACAUACGAUCAUAAAGUACAAGGAAACAAAGGUUGCCAAUGCACAUACUUCUUACCUUGCACAAACUCCUGUGUUCUCUGGAUUCCUCUGUGAGCUCAUGUCAUAUGUCAACUUGCCAGAAGACAAGUUGAUCAGGAAAAAGAAGACUCUCUUCUGUGCUGGAUUAAUGAACUGACUUGAAGAAUUGUC